This is a messenger RNA of Aspergillus bombycis, 1530 nucleotides long. RefSeq names its product cytochrome P450. Lineage: Eukaryota; Fungi; Ascomycota; Eurotiomycetes; Eurotiales; Aspergillaceae. Bases 1 to 1530 code for a protein of 509 amino acids. Gene Ontology annotation, molecular function: monooxygenase activity; iron ion binding; heme binding. The record is from RefSeq and is a predicted model, not a curated record. The transcript is spliced from 3 exons.
AUGACUUUAGAGACAGGAUUCCUCCAGAUGCUACGGACGAUCAGCGAUAUUGCUCAACCAUUCUGCGGACGUCCUAUCUUGACUGCUGCCUUAUCUAUAUCAAUACUUCCAGUGGUGUACUACGCUCUCUACGCAGUCUACAGCAUCACCCUCCACCCGCUUGCGAAGUACCCUGGGCCAAAAGUGGCAGCCGUAACCCGUCUGCUGUAUUGCUACCACCUCAUUUCCGGCAGACUAGUCGAUUUCCUCCACCAGGCACAUGAAAAGUAUGGAGGAAUAGUGCGGGUCGCCCCCAACGAAGUCCUUUUCACCUCGAGCCAAGCAUGGAACGACAUCUAUGGCUUUCGGCAGGGUGAGCCUGAGAUGAGCAAAGAUACACCAUUAUACCGAGGGUUUCAAGGACCUCCAACGAUCGUCGAAGCGGACCACGACCUGCAUCGCCGGUAUCGACGUAUACUAUCGAAAGGGUUUUCGGAGGCGGCCUUGCGAGAGCAGGAGCCCAUUAUACAGCAGAAGAUCGACAUUCUAAUCAAACAGCUUCAUGCUGAGGUAGCUAACGGUGUUAGACCGGAGAUGACAUCGUGGUUCAAUUUCUUUACGUUUGACCUAAUUGUAGAGCUUACCUUUGGCGAAUCCUUUAAAUGUCUGGAGAACGCGCAGCUGCACCCGUGGGUACUCAUGAUAUCCCAGUCGAUAAAGUUCAGGAUAUUUACUCAAGCACUGGGAUACUAUCCAUUACUACUGAAGCUCUUCUCGCGAUUGAUCCCGAAGUCCUACCGGGAUGCACUCAUAAUCCAUCAGAGGCUCACUGCUGAAAGCAUUCAGCGUCGAAUGGACCGGAAAGUGGGCUACACCGACCUAGUCUCGAACCUAAUAGAUCCGAAACACAACCUCGAAAGGUAUGAGAUCGACGGCAACAGCUCCAUACUUAUUUUGGCCGGCAAUGAAAGCACCACCAACGCCCUCAGCGCCACUACGUACUAUCUGACACAGAACCCCGAAGCAAAGGCGCAGGUUACCAAAGAGGUUCGAAGCACCUUCUCCAGUGCAGACCAGAUCACCGCGAUCAGCGUAAAUCAGCUCAAGUUCCUACCGGUGUGUUUCACUGAAGCUAUGCGAAUAUUCCCUCCCGCGCCAGCUGUGUUUUCCCGCCGUGUCCCAAAGGAGGGGGCAUAUAUUGCAGGACAUUGGAUUCCGGGAGGCACGCACGUUGGCAUGUGCCAUUUUGCUACGAAUAACUCGAGAACCAACUUCAAGGAUCCGCAGAAAUACGUCCCCGAACGUUGGUUGGGUGAUCCUGAGUACAAAGACGAUGAUCGCGUGGCAAUGCAGGCAUUCAGUGUCGGGCCGCGGAACUGUCUUGGCCAGAACCUGGCGAAAUUGGAGCUGCGCCUUUUGCUGUCUCGUUUUAUAUGGGAGUUUGACUGGGAGUUAGACCCGGCCUCGGCGGAUUGGGACAAGGACAUCCCGGCCUAUAUUACUUGGGGUAUGAAGCCACUGAAGCUUCAUCUGACGCCUGUCGUUCGCUGA